AUGAAUGAUGCAGAUGGAGAGAGUGCCGGUGUCCACACUUCGGUCACCACUCCUUCAUUACAGCGCGGGUUCGCCGACGGCAUGGCGUGUAUGACAUCCAACGCAACGCCGACUCUAACCAACAGUUCGUACCGAAACAGCGGUCCUUCGGUCGCCAUUCACUCGUCGGCGCCCCAGAAGUCGAAGAAAGGCGUGAAACGGAAAGCGGACACAACGACACUCUUAGACUCCGGUAUCUCUGUGUAUACGUCGCCCACCAGUGAGUCCUCAAAGCCGUCAAAGAUGUCGACGCGUCGUGAGAGCGGACGACCCAUAAAGAAGCCGUCGAAGGACUUGCCCGACACCGCACAACACGUCUCGAAGCCUAAAAAGGGCAAAAUGUCUGAACAGAUGAAGUAUUGCAGUCAGAUAUUGAAGGAG
Medioppia subpectinata is the source of this 420-nucleotide messenger RNA. The record is from the annotation of a GenBank genome assembly. NCBI's taxonomy places the organism in Eukaryota, Metazoa, Arthropoda, Arachnida, Sarcoptiformes, Oppiidae.